AUGCAAUUCUUGAAGUUAGCUACUGCUUUAUCUAUCUUGUCUGUCGUUUCUGCUGAAACCGUGUACGUGACUCAAACCCACCUUACCACCAUCCAAGGUGGUAACGGUCAAGAAGCUACUACUCAAUCCACCGAGGUUACUGCUGCCACUGGAUCUCCAUCAGUUGCUGCUCAAGCCAAGGCUCCAAAGAGUAUUUUGGCUGACGGUCAAGGUUCGACUCAAUCUGCUGCCCCAACCACCUUAGUUUCCAAGACUAGCUCUGCUUCUGAAGCUGCUUCUUCUACCGAUUCUGAUUCUUCUAGCUCAGGUAGCGGUAUCAGCGGUGUUGAAGACCAAGAUUUUGCCGAAUCCAUCUUGAAGGCCCACAACGAUAAAAGAGCCAAGCACAAUGUCGCCGACUUGUCCUGGGAUUCUUCGGUUUACAAGUACGCCCAAGACUACGCCGACAAAUACGACUGUUCUGGUAGCUUAACCCACUCCGGUGGUAAAUACGGUGAAAACUUAGCUGUUGGUUACGACAGUGCUGAUAAGGCCGUCAAUGCUUGGUAUGAAGAAGGUGACAACUACGAUUACUCUUCUUCCUCCUCUUUCGAUCACUUCACGCAAAUCAUCUGGAAGGACACCACCAAGGUUGGUUGUGCCUACAAGGACUGUUCCUCUGCUGGUAAAUAUAUCAUCUGUUCAUACGACCCUGCUGGUAAUGUUAUCGGUCAAGGUAAGGCUAACCUUUCAAACUAA
Debaryomyces hansenii CBS767 is the source of this 738-nucleotide messenger RNA. RefSeq names its product Rbt4p (gene RBT4). Gene Ontology annotation, cellular component: extracellular region. The record is from RefSeq and is a predicted model, not a curated record. The coding region runs from base 1 to 738 and encodes 245 amino acids. The transcript has a single exon. Lineage: Eukaryota; Fungi; Ascomycota; Pichiomycetes; Serinales; Debaryomycetaceae.